Mytilus trossulus (common blue mussel) is the source of this 1395-nucleotide messenger RNA. RefSeq lists its product as uncharacterized. Lineage: Eukaryota; Metazoa; Mollusca; Bivalvia; Mytilida; Mytilidae. The coding region runs from base 40 to 1395 and encodes 451 amino acids. The transcript is spliced from 2 exons. The record is from RefSeq and is a predicted model, not a curated record.
CUGAUACAAAGCUCAAGUAAAGAAACUCCUUUUGUCAUCAUGUGGAGCUCUACAAGAACCGAUAUGACCAAACACAACUGGGUUCCAAAUCACUUUGUUCCCCUAAUACCUUCAUAUCAUCUAAAAACUCCAGAAGUUGACAUAGACUUUCUUGAGGAUGGGGACGAAGCGUUCUCUUUGGAUGACAGUGUUAUGAUGACACUAUUGCAGACUGUGACCAAUGUCGAAUUUGAUGACAAUAAUGGUGUGGUUAAUGAUAAAAACACAGCCAUCAAUGGCACAACUGUUGAUGAACCCUGCGACAUCAAUGGCAUAACUGAUGGUGAACCCCAAGACAUCAAUGGUUCAACUAUUGUUGAGACCCAAGACAUCAACGUCACAACUGGGAAUGAACCCCAAGAAAUCAAUGGUACAACUUGUGCUGAGACCCAACACAUCAAUGGCACUGGUGAUGAACCCCAAGACAUCAAGUGCACAACUGAUGGUGAACCCCAAGACAUUAAUUGCCCAACUGUUGAAGAUAACCAAAACAUCAAUGGCGCAACUGACGGUGAACCCCAAGACAUCAAUGUCACAACUGAUGGUGAACCCAAAGACAUCAACGGCACAACUGUUCGAGAUACCCAAAACAUCAAUGGCGCUACUAGUGUUGACAUCACAGAUAUCAAUGGUGCACCUGGUGAUGAGUUCCAAGACACCAAUGAUACAACUGGUGGUGAGCCCGAAGACAUUAAUGGCACAACUGGUGAUGAGACCCAAGACAUCAAUGGCACAACUGAUGGAGAAAGCCAAAAUGUCAAUGGCACAACUAGUGAUAAGACCAAAGACACAACUGUUGGAGAGACCCAAAACAAUGCCACAACUGGUGAUGAGCCACUGGACAUCAAUGGCACAACUUGUGUUGAGACCCAAAACAUCGAAGGCACACCUGCCAAUGAGACCCAAAACAUUAAUGGCACAACUUGUGGUGAGACCCAAAACAUCAAUGGCGCAACUGGUGAUGAGCCCCAAAACAUCAAAACCAAAACUGGUGAUGAGCACCAAGACAUCAAUGGCACAACUGGUGAUGUACCCCAAGACACCAAUGGCACGUCCGGUGUUGAGCUCCAAGACAUCAAUGGUACAUUUGUUGAUGAGCCCCAAGACAUCAAUGUCACACCUGUUGAUGAAACCAAAUUCAUCACUGCCACAACUGGUGAUGAGCCCCAAGACAUCAAUGGCACAACUGUUGAUGAACCCCAAGUUACCACUGCAAUAACUGGUGAUGAACCCCAAGACAUCAAUGAUACCACAGAUGAGCACAACACAUGCAUCAAUAGAUUGCCACAUGAUAAGAACACAGGAAUUAAUGGAACCACAAGUGAUGAGCACAAAACAUUCAAUUGUAGAAAAUAG